Aspergillus tanneri is the source of this 1818-nucleotide messenger RNA. It is a transcript of the gene yap1, whose product is annotated as putative bZIP transcription factor AP-1/Yap1. The transcript is spliced from 3 exons. NCBI's taxonomy places the organism in Eukaryota, Fungi, Ascomycota, Eurotiomycetes, Eurotiales, Aspergillaceae. Gene Ontology annotation, cellular component: RNA polymerase II transcription regulator complex. The coding region runs from base 1 to 1818 and encodes 605 amino acids. The record is from RefSeq and is a predicted model, not a curated record. Gene Ontology annotation, molecular function: DNA-binding transcription activator activity, RNA polymerase II-specific; transcription cis-regulatory region binding.
AUGGCAGACUACAAUUCUCUCUAUCAGCAAGGUCUUUACCUUUCUCCUGGCCAGCAGGAUCUUCUCCUCGCAGCUCUUUCAUCCAACAACCCCCCUCAGAAACAGCAAAACACCCCCCAGAAUCCAAAGCCGAAGACAGACCCCGAAGGCACUCCGGGUUAUAUGUCAUCGGGGAGCUUUAGUGUUUCUCCCGGGUUUGAUCGUUCUCAGCAUUCCGGAACCCUGGGAUUUGAAGAUGAGAGUCCUUUCCUGGACUUCCACCCGGACCUGGACUUUGAUUUUCAGGGAUCUGAGAGCCUAAUCGGUGAUUUGCCCGGAAGUAUUCCAUCGGAGGACCACGAGGUCGGCGGGAAGAGAAAGGAUCUGGAUGGACGCUCGGAUAACGAUAACGAAGACUCGGGGAAGAAGCGAAGAGAAAGUGAUGACAAAACAGCCAAGAAACCGGGUAGGAAGCCCCUGACCUCCGAACCUACUACGAAGCGUAAGGCACAGAACCGCGCUGCCCAGCGGGCGUUCCGUGAGCGCAAGGAGAAGCAUCUGAAGGAUCUAGAGACGAAGGUCGAGGAGCUACAGAAGGCCUCUGAUGACGUGAAUCAGGAAAAUGGAUUGCUCCGUGCUCAGGUAGAGCGCCUGCAGGUUGAGCUGAGAGAAUAUCGUAAGCGUCUCUCGUGGAUGACCACCGGAAGUGGUCUUUCUGCCAUGAACGCGAUUCCGGGCGCCUAUGCCAAGGGUGCGUCGGGCCUGAACAAUAAUGAAUUCAUGUUCGACUUCCCGAAAUUUGGAGAUCUACCGGCUGCGCAUAUCUUCAAUAACGGCCAGCUGGCCAAGUCUAAUUCGAACAAUUCCAAAGAUGAGCCUACCACACAGCGGAGUGAUUCUCAUGUUCCUGGUAUCCUGAACCGCAAUUCGCUUCGAUCAGUAUCUGGACAGGCGUCCAUUAGGUCCACCAACACUCCAAGUGUUAUGACCGUCACAUCAGCCGACGGAACUCCUUCCUCCACGAAUAGCGCCUCUAGGAGCCAGGCAUCUAAAUAUUCCUCGGCAUAUAUUACUAAACAGGCAUUGUCUACGCACGAUUCAACGACCUCAGGUUCCCCCUCGUCGUCAUCGGAUUCACACCAGAGCCAGCUGUUGUCCUCUAGUGGCACCUCACCCGAGCCGACUACGAACUCACCCGUGGUCAAGUCUCAUGAGAAUGGGCAUACCUGCACUUACAGUACCAUUGAUGGUGAGGCAUCCUUCUGCGCUCAGCUUGGUAUGGCGUGUGGUAAUAUCAAAAAUCCAGUCCCAGCUGUGCGGCACAGCAGUGAGAGUGUGUCAAACACGCCCGGUCAGACGACCAAUCCCGAGGGGCAAACGGAUCCGUCUGAUUUUGCGCUUGGACUGGAUAUCCUUGCCCAGCAAAAUGGCGGGCAGUUUGACCCAGUGCUGUUUGGGGAUUGGCGAGAACCCCAAGAUGCCAUCUUGUCGCAGGACUUUGGCACUUUCUUUGACGAUGCGUUCCCGUUGCCCGAUCUGGGAAGUCCUUCGCAUAACUUAAGCGAGGUUACCAACCAACAACAGCCACCCAAGAAAGAUCUCGUCGCAACAAUUGAUCAAAAAUUGGACGAGGAUGAAGUGGUGCCUGGAGAAGACAAGUCGCAGAUGCUAUCGUGUACUAAAAUUUGGGAUCGUUUGCAAUCCAUGGAGAAGUUCCGCAACGGAGAAAUCGAUGUCGACAAUCUCUGCUCCGAACUGCGGACUAAAGCUCGGUGUUCUGAGGGCGGCGUCGUUGUGAACCAGAAGGACGUCGAUGAUAUAAUGGGACGCGCUCAUUAG